GGGGAUUCCCAUGGCAGAGCGGGAUUCCCAGGAUCCCCAGGAUUAUUCCCAGGAUUCCCAGCUGGAGCGGGGCUGGCUCCUGUCUCCCCCCGGCCGCCCCUACCUGGAGUCUCUCCUGCACAAGAACCGGCGCAGGGUGUUCGGGCUGCUGGAGCGGCCGAUCCUGCCGCCCCCCCUGGCCGUGCCCACCCUGCCCUACAAACUCUUCCUGGUGGGAAGGAGCGGAGUCGGCAAAACCGCCCUGGUGGCAGCGCUGGCCGGGACCCCCCGCCCUCCCCGGACCCCACAGACCCCCGCCCACCACGAGACCCUCGGGAUCGAGGCCACCCCGGUGUUCUGGCCGGCCAAGCCCCGGGGCAGCGCCCGCCCCGUCCUCUUCCAACUGCACUUCUGGGACUGCGGGGACGGAGCCCUGAGGAGGUUCGAGCAUCUGCUGCCCGCCUGCCAGGAGGCUCUGGACGCCGUCCUGGUCCUGUUCUCCUUCACCGACCGCGCGUCCUUCGAGGAGCUGCCGGCACAGCUGAGCCGCCUGACGGGCCCCGGCGGGACCGGCCUCGUCAGGGUGGUCGUGGGCACCAAAUCGGACCUGUCCCCGCACGCGGCCGUGACCGAGGGGGACGUGCGGGCCUUCGAGGGCUCGUGGGGGCUGCGGGUGCUGCGGGCGGGGGCGGCGCCGGGGGCGGGCGGGGGGCGGGCGGGGCUGGCCCGGGUGGCCCCGAUCCUCGAUUCCCUGGUGGAGCAGCUCUGGAAAAGGGACCAGAUCGCCGCCGGCAUCGCCCGGGGGAAAGAGGAGACCCCCCCCAGCUGA
Empidonax traillii (willow flycatcher) is the source of this 808-nucleotide messenger RNA. It is a transcript of the gene CPLANE2, whose product is annotated as ciliogenesis and planar polarity effector 2. Gene Ontology annotation, molecular function: GTP binding; GTPase activity. Bases 11 to 808 code for a protein of 265 amino acids. The transcript has 5 exons. The record is from RefSeq and is a predicted model, not a curated record. Lineage: Eukaryota; Metazoa; Chordata; Aves; Passeriformes; Tyrannidae.